AUGUCCCACCGUGACUUGACCAAUAACGGCUACCCAGACAGCCCUCGUAACCCGUUUGACGAUGGCUCUGGUCUGUACGAUCUGAGCCAUUUUGACGAGGCGGCUUCUGACGAGUUGCUCAACCUGGGACCUUCCUCCAACUCGCCCGAUGCUGAGUUUGCCAACAGAGCUAGCUAUAACGGCUACUACUCCAACUACGACGAUCGCUCCAGAAGACACAUGUCUCUGCCUUCUCAGCAGGGCGGCGGCAACUUGGUGGCUCCUACUGAGUUCAACAGGUACCCUAGUCUUGCCAAUUCCAGAGAACACUCGCUGACCUCCCUUCUGUCCCAGUUCAAGCGUUCCCACUCCCAAUACAUGCAGUUGACCCAGAACGGCCUGGAAACGGCUUCUUCCAAUGGUGAAAACGUCCUGGACCCGUUCUUGGCCAAGGUGGACCUCUCGCCGUUUGGCGGCUACCCUGCCCACCAGUUCCCACUUCACAUUGACGAAAAGGAGCCCGAUGACUACUUGCACAACCCAGAUCCAAUCGCUGAUGCUGCUUACGACAAAAAUAGGUUCUGGCAUGAUCUUAAACACAUGGAUAGACGUGUGGGUUGGGGUCUUGUUGGUUUCAUUCUCCUCUUGUUGGGUGCCCUCGCCGUGUUUAUCAUCUUGCCCGUGGUGUCCUUCUCUGGUGUUGCCAACCAGGCCAGACCAGAAUCUUAUGAGAUUUUGACUCCUUACAGAUACCCUCUUUCCAGUGCUAUCCGUACGAGUUUGAUCGACCCUGAUACUCCUGAAGAAGAAUACAAGCGUGUGAGCUCUAACGGUGAAGAGUGGGAUUUGACUUUCUCUGAUGAAUUCAACGCUGAGGGCAGAACUUUCUACGAUGGUGACGACCAGUUCUUCCAGGGUGUCGACAUUCACUACCAAGCUACUCAGGAUUUGGAAUGGUACGACCCAGAUGCUGCUACCACCGCCAAUGGUACUCUUCACAUCACUUUGGAUGCUUACAAGAACCACAACUUGUUCUACCGUUCCGCUAUGGUUCAGUCUUGGAACAAGCUUUGUUUCUCUCAGGGUCUUAUUGUCACUUCUGUCAACUUGCCUAACUAUGGUCACAAGAUGGGUCUCUGGCCAGGUCUUUGGACUUUGGGUAACUUGGCCCGUCCUGGUUACUUGGCUUCCACUGAAGGUGUUUGGCCAUAUACUUAUGACUCCUGUGACGCUGGUAUCACUGCUAACCAGUCUUCUCCAGAUGGUAUUUCAUACUUGCCUGGCCAGAGAUUGAACGCGUGUACAUGUUCCGGAGAGGACCACCCUAACGCCGGCACGGGUAGAGGUGCUCCAGAAAUCGAUAUCAUUGAAGGUUCUAUUGAUGACACGCUUAAGACCGGUGUGGUGUCCAUGUCUUACCAGAUUGCUCCAUACGAUGUUUGGUACUACCCUGACUACAGUUUCGUUGAGAUUCACAACAACGAGGUUUGUGCCAUGAACACAUACACUGGUGGUCCAUUCCAGCAGGCCGUUUCUGGUCUUGUCACCUUGAACACCACCUGGUACGAGCGUGGUGAAGGUGCCGGUAAGUUCCAAGAAUACGGCUACGAGUACAUGAACGAUGAUGACGAAGGUUACAUUACUUGGUACGUCGGUAAGGGUAAAGAGGGUGCUGCUUUUACUUUGAAUGCUUAUGCUUUGAGUCCUAACGGUAACAUUGGUUGGAGAAGAAUUUCUAAGGAGCCAAUGUCUAUCAUUAUUAACUUGGGUAUCUCCAACUCUUGGGCUUACAUUGACUGGCCUUCUAUCAUUUUCCCAUCGCAUAUGAGAGUUGACUACGUCAGAAUCUACCAGCCUCCAAAUGCUAUCAGUAUGACUUGUGACCCUGAUGAUCAUCCAACUUCCGACUACAUUGAGAACCAUAUUGCUGCUUACAUGAACAACAAUCAUAGUUCUUGGGAGAUGGCUGGAUUCAAGUUCCCUAAGAACAAGUUGACUGGAUGUUAA
This is a messenger RNA of Candidozyma haemuli, 1986 nucleotides long. Its product is annotated as SKN1/KRE6 family beta-glucan synthesis-associated protein. Gene Ontology annotation, cellular component: plasma membrane; endoplasmic reticulum membrane. NCBI's taxonomy places the organism in Eukaryota, Fungi, Ascomycota, Pichiomycetes, Serinales, Metschnikowiaceae. The transcript has a single exon. Gene Ontology annotation, molecular function: glucosidase activity. The coding region runs from base 1 to 1986 and encodes 661 amino acids. The record is from RefSeq and is a predicted model, not a curated record. Gene Ontology annotation, biological process: (1->6)-beta-D-glucan biosynthetic process; fungal-type cell wall organization.